Molecule: messenger RNA, 1505 nt
Organism: Ipomoea nil (Japanese morning glory)
Lineage: Eukaryota; Viridiplantae; Streptophyta; Magnoliopsida; Solanales; Convolvulaceae
Exons: 3
Coding region: 252-620 (122 amino acids)
Source: RefSeq, a predicted model, not a curated record
UAAACCUUGGUUACUACUUUUGGUUAAGGACAUUUGGUCUUUGUUGACCUUAUCUGUACUCUUUAUCUUUGAAUGUGGAUGCAUCAUCUCCGAUGUUAGCUUUCCAUUUCUAUUGUACGAUACAUACACACCGGGAAGCCUUGGUUUAGCACAAUUCAUGUGUUGACCUUAUCUCCUACAAAAUUAGAGGGUGUGAUCUAUGCCACCGUUCGCCAUUUUCACGCAAUUUCUAUCUCUCUAACAUAUUCACGAUGAAGAAACCCUGCCGCUGUGUCGCGAUAGAAAGCUUACAGCUGCGGCUGGAAUGUGGGAAUCUGAGUUCAUCGAUCUGUUUUGAUUCGAUAAAACAUCUUGAAGAUGAAGAUGAUGAGAUUUUGGGAGUCCAUUUCAGACAUGCAAUAGUUGGGGGAAUUGAAUCUGAGUGUAGGGUUUACACGAAUCUAUUCUCGCAUGUCCGAUUGAGGGCCGAGGUCUAUGAGCGAAGGUUUAGGGUUUUAAAAUGUUUGACUCCAAGUUUGGUUUUCAGAAUUGAAUUCGUGGAAAUCGUCGCUUUUAGCUACAAUAGCUUCGGAUUUCCCAUAGUUUUCAGAUUUAUAUCUUCUGCUAUUCUUAGACCUUGACAGGAGGGUUUCACAGUUUUGGAUACAGUUUCGAAGAAAGCUAAGUUUUCCUAUUCUAACAGUUGAAUAUGUAAUAUUAGAUGCAUCAUGACAUGAUUAGAUGAUUGCAGUAGAUGAUUGAUUACAUGCUUUGAUAGUGUAUUUAAUGAAUUUCUUGAAGAAAUACCUUUUGUUGGACGACAAUGUUUCCUCUUGGAUCCAAUCGUGCAUGAAGAUGUAAUCUUCUUCAUGGUCUGCAAUAGCAAUGCUUUACCUACUGUGUUUUUUAUGAUUUGAGUUUAUUAUAUUCAGGCAACUGUUGUAAAUCAAAUAUUGUUGUCCAUGGUUUGGUAUUUAUAGAGCAGUUACAUGAGUUUGUCUUGGAAGACACUAAAGUGUGCUUAAUUAUUUAUGUUAUCAAUUACAUAGAGAACCUGAAAGGUUGCUGUUUGUUAUUAAUGUUAUAUGCAUUUUUUUCAAUUACAUAAAGAACCUGAAAGGUUACUGUGUGUUGUUAGGGUUUCCCAUGUGUGGUGUUACUGUUCCCAUUGAUCUUGAUAUCAAUUUUUCUGGGUAAUAUGUUCAAAAUUGGUUUUUUUAGAGUAUAUUUAACUAAAUCAUAAUCUAUAUAAAUUGUAAGUAGUUUAAAUUGGUUAGUCAUUGACUGAUUUGUAAUUUGGUAAUUCACUUUUUCUAAUUCUAUUUUUUUUAGAACAUGUAUAAGCCAAUUUAAGUACACAUUAAUAAGAAAAAGUGUAUGCAAUUAUGCUUAAAUUUUUAUAACAUGUCACAGUUAUUUAAAAACUGAUUUAGUUGCCAAUUUGAAUAAGUAUAUGAGUUUUCCUUUAUUUGAAAACACUAAAUAUUUAUUUUUUUGCAGGGCAUCUCGUAAAUUGGGGCAUCAAA